CCCAGCUGCAACUGCUCGGCGCUGCCCCCCCGGGCCGUGAAGGUGGUGGCCGUGGGUGGCGCCGCCUUCCACAGCACCCUCCUGCGCUGCUUCGUCCGGCACCUGGGCGCCAAGAGCCCCGAGUGGCUGGGCUACCUCCGCUUCCUCCUCGUGCCCCUCGGCACCCACCCCGUGGCGCAGUACCUGGGCUCCGUGGACGGGCGCUAUGGGGCCGCCUUCCUCGAGCCCUGCUGGCGGGAGCUGUUCGGGCGCAGCGAGCCCCCCCCCGCCGAGCCCUUCAGCGUGGCGGGGCGGAUCCUGGCGUACGUGGCGGGCGCGGGGGCCACCCACCUGCUGCCGGUGGCCGAGGCCAUGCUCACCUGCAAGCACAAGUUCCCGGACGAGGACUCCUGCCAGAAGUUUGUGCCCUUCGUGGGGGUGGUGAAGGUGGGGCUCGUGGAGGACCCCCCCCCGGCUCCGGGUGACGGGGACGAGGUGCCCACCCUGAGCCUGGCCGUCCCCUCCACCUCCCCCCCGGGGGGGGCCGGGGUGCCCCGCGAGGCCGCCGCCACCCCCCCGGCGUCCCCCUCCAUGGCCGCCGCCGGCACCCCAGGCGCCUCGGGGGACGCGCUGGGGCUGCAGGUGGAUUACUGGGGGGCACCCAUGGGUGCCGAGCGGCGGCGCGAGGGGGAGCGGCGCGAGGGGGGGGCCAAGACCAGCCUGCGCGGGACCUUCCGCUCCCUCCACGUCUCCCGCCUGCCCGGCCCCGGGGACCCCCCCGGCAGCACCCUGGCCAUGACCCUCGUCACCCGCGAGAAGAACAAGAAGGUGCCCACCCUGUUCCUGAGCAAGCGCCCGCGGGAGCCCGACUCCAAGAGCCUGGUGGUGGAGGGCAUCACCCGCCUGAUCUGCUCCCCCCGGCAGCCCCCUGCCCUGCUCACCGUGACGGUGGACGGCACCCAGUGGGACGACAUCAAGUUCUUCCAGCUGGCGGCGCAGUGGCCGUCCCACGUCAAGCACUUCCCCAUCGGCCUCUUCGGCGCCAAAGCCCCCUGAGGCCCCACCCCUGGGUGCCCCCCACCCCUGGGUGCCCCCCACCCAUGGCUGCCUCCGCCGGCAGGCGGGGGAUCCCCCUGCGGGGAUGCCUGUUGCUUCUGCAGCGUCGCUCUGCCGCCCGCCCCCGGGCACCCGUGGGUGCUGGGACCCCCCGCAAGCGCCAGUGCCACCCACCCCCAGCACCCUUGGGUGUCGGGGACCGCCUGAGUGCCAUUCACUCCAAGAGCACCCGUGGGUGCUGCCCCCCUCCCCAGCGCCACUGCCACCCACCCUGCGAGCACCCGUGGGUGCUGGGGACCCCCCCCCUCCCCAGUGCCAGCCACUCCACGAGCACCCAUGGGUGCUGGGGACCCCCCCCCCAGUGCCAGCCACUCCACGAGCACCCAUGGGUGCUGGGGACCCCCCCCCAGUGCCAGCCACUCCACGAGCACCCAUGGGUGCUGGGGACCCCCCCCCCAGUGCCAGCCACUCCAAGAGCACCUGUGGGUGCUGGGACCACCCCCACCCUGCCAGCACCCGUGGGUGCUUGAGCCGCCCCCCCCAGCACCCACACCACCCACCCCCACGAGCACCCGUGGGUGCUGGGACCUGCGCCCCCCCCGCCCCCCAUCGCAGGGGCCUGGCACCCGUCCAAGUGCCAAACCUGGGUGGGGACCCCGACCCCCCCCCCCGCCUCGCACCCCCCCCCCCGCCCCACCCGUCCUCGUGCCAAAGGAGGGGGAGGGGAGCCAGCACCCCGCCCACCCCCAGCUUGGGCCCAGCACCCCUCCCCCACCCUCCCCAGGCCACCCUUGGGUGCGGGGGGGGGGGAGGGGGCGUCGCUCGUGGGAGCCAAUAAACGAUUGUGGGAACGUG
This is a messenger RNA of Phalacrocorax carbo (great cormorant), 1890 nucleotides long. Lineage: Eukaryota; Metazoa; Chordata; Aves; Suliformes; Phalacrocoracidae. The record is from RefSeq and is a predicted model, not a curated record.